CCGGUUCUCAUCUGCUGCCUUGGCUUGACUGCUCCUGUGGCCAAAUCUCAUUAUGACAGUCUCUGUGGUCGUCACUCUUCCCACCCAUACCGCUCCGUCCUAUGGGCAACGGAUUCACGGGAGACCGUCCUCCAUCACGGGCGUCGAAGAGUUCAGAGGAAUCCCUUAUGGUAUUGUACCAGCAAGAUGGCAGCAUGCUCAGCUCCGUGAUCGAUUGCCACAGGAUACUUUCGAUGCGACACGCAAUGGUCCCCGUUGUCCACAACCGCAGGAGCCUAACAACAGCGACUUCUUUCAAUCGCAUCUUGACUUCCCGACCGAUGUCGAGGAGUCCGAAUUCGAGUGCCUGAACCUGUUCAUCACGAGGCCGAGCCCGGACAUCCUCAACGCUGCCGGUUUCGAUUCUGACAAUUCAGGGUUGCCUGUCUAUGUAUACAUCCAUGGAGGAGCAUACGGCUUCGGCGCAGGAACAGAUCCUAUGUGGGACCCUGCACGCCUUGUCAAAAAGUCCGUAUCGCUGGGCACGCCAAUCAUCGUGGCCACGGUCAAUUACCGACUGAACAUGUUUGGAUUUGCCGCUUCUACGGAGAUCAUAGAGACUCAGCCAGAAGACAAGAAGGGUUGCAAUCUUGGGCUUGGAGAUCAGAGAGUUGCGCUUCAAUGGGUGCAGCAGAACAUUGCGGCAUUUGGAGGCGACCCACGUCGAGUCACCGUGGGUGGGCAGUCGGCAGGUGGAAGCUCAUCUCAUGCCCAUGUUCUCGAGGCAGUGUUGGGAAAAAGCCAGCCCUUGUGUCAGCAGGGAAUCAUACAGUCUGGAGCUGUAGGGGUGCUGGGCCCAAUCCCCAUGGAAGCCGCUGAUGCUCGGUGGGCCACUUUCUGCAAGGCGUUGGGCGCUCCCACUGGAGAUUCGGAGGCACGUAUGGCUUUCAUGCGGACAGUACCAGUCGCAGACAUUCUGCGUGCAAAUGCAAUCUUAGGAUGGUUCGUCUUCCCCUUGGUAAUAGAUGAUUUGACCAUUUCCCAGAGACCGAAUGGUCGCUGGAAUGUUCACCUCGACCAUAAUGACCUAGAGAAACUGUCAGAUCAUUCAGCGAGUCAUGAUCAGCAGCCUAUAGCUGUUCUGGUUGGCGAUACAGAUCUUGAGGGCACAUUGCACCAGUUUUCGGUCAGCCAACUCGAGAGCUUCGAAGAGAUUCACCGUAAAUCAGCGGCCGAGGUUUCCGAAGCAUUUCGCAAAGAGUUCUACACGGCAUAUCAUUUGCGACCAGGCAUUAGCAAAGAGAACCUGCAAAACCAAGUAUAUCGUUUCUUAUCGGACAUCCAAUUUGGAUAUCCUGUGCAGCGCUGCCGAGAAGAGCUGAUGAGCUGGGAAGUUGCAACAAGCAGUACUCUUGAUGAUGCCUUGACUCCCCGGCCAACCAAGGUAGAAUCAUUCCGCAUGGCGGUCGGCAAUCCGUUCCCUGGAAUUAAUCAUGGCAAAGCCCACCACUGCGUAGAUCUCAUCUACAUUUACGACUGCUUCGCAGAAGCACUGCGCGAGUCCGAUCGAAUGUUACCUGAAGGGACAGUGCCCAAUGCCAGUCUAGUCGAUCGAGUUCAGACUGACUGGAUCAAUUUCAUCACUGGAUCACAGUCGGCCAACUAUCAACCGGGUCUAGCCACCGUGUACCACCCAGACCGAACAGCGACCAAAGUUGAGAUGGCAUUAGAUGAAGACUGGGUCGACAGGAUGUCGCGGCUAAGCCUCAUCGACCGAUACCCAAGGGAGACCAAGCAUAUUGCAAACAUUCUGAGUGGCGGAGGACAUCUUUUCUAGACCCAAUUGUUGUUGCAGAUAGAUUUCGACGCUGGGACGAUCAAGACUGGCCCCAGAAGAUAUCCAGAGAUUCCAGUGCAGACAUUCCAUCCAUGUCAAAUUUCAAACCCACACCAAGCGCUUUCAUCUUAGAGAAAAUUGCGCUUGUCCCUCAUUUGCGCUUAGGAAGAGAGAAGUAGUGCGUCCGGUCUCUUCUGCUUAAGGUCCUCCAUGUGCCCAUAGGCCGGUAAAUCCCGGAGUCCAGCGGUAACGAAGCAUUUCGGGAUCAAGAUUACUCUGCAGCUCUUCCAGUGGCGAAGUAUCACCAUGGCCAUCCUGAGCUUGAUCUGGUGAGUGUUGCUUCAUGUUGUAGCUUAGAGCUUUCCGCAGAAGCUUGGCAAAUGUCCGCUGAUAAUCCAUAUUGGUAGCCAGGACAAAUUGAUCCAAGACCUGAAGAUUGAUCGCACAAUUGCGCAGAAUCAGUUUG
Aspergillus saccharolyticus JOP 1030-1 is the source of this 2282-nucleotide messenger RNA. RefSeq names its product carboxylesterase. The record is from RefSeq and is a predicted model, not a curated record. NCBI's taxonomy places the organism in Eukaryota, Fungi, Ascomycota, Eurotiomycetes, Eurotiales, Aspergillaceae. The transcript has 4 exons. The coding region runs from base 53 to 1816 and encodes 587 amino acids.